Messenger RNA from Malassezia sympodialis ATCC 42132, 417 nucleotides. Its product is annotated as YjbQ family protein. The record is from RefSeq and is a predicted model, not a curated record. Lineage: Eukaryota; Fungi; Basidiomycota; Malasseziomycetes; Malasseziales; Malasseziaceae.
AUGCCUGCCCAAAAGACGUUUACCCUGGCCUCGCGCAGCAAGGGCUGCCACCUCGUGCAGGACGAGGUCGAGCGUGAGGUGCGCGAUAUGCUGCGCGGCGUGCAGGUCGGCCUGCUCACGCUGUUUCUGCAGCACACGAGCGCGGCGCUCACGCUGAACGAGAACUUUGACAAGGAUGUGCGCACGGACAUGGACAUGGCGAUGGACCACAUUGUGCCCGAGUCGCUCCCGUGGCGCCACACGGACGAGGGCCCCGACGACUCGGCGUCGCACUCCAAGUCGUCGCUGCUCGGCCCGUCGGUCACGAUCCCGAUCACGAACGGGCGCAUGAACCUGGGCACCUGGCAGGGCGUGUACCUGUGCGAGUUUCGGCGCAUGAAGCAUGCGCGCCGCAUUGUGGCUACGGUGCUGCCCUAG